Pseudovirgaria hyperparasitica is the source of this 370-nucleotide messenger RNA. RefSeq lists its product as uncharacterized. Bases 124 to 315 code for a protein of 63 amino acids. NCBI's taxonomy places the organism in Eukaryota, Fungi, Ascomycota, Dothideomycetes, Acrospermales, Acrospermaceae. The transcript has a single exon. The record is from RefSeq and is a predicted model, not a curated record.
CCGAACUCAACUCAACCUUAGAGACUAGGCACAUUACCUUAUGCCUCAUGUUUGGACUACACAUCGCAAGAAUGGAUUUCACAUCGGAUUUACGGGGCAGGGAGGUGCAAAGGAAGGGUAAGUAUGAGAGCCAUAGUACAUAUACGUAGUCUAAGCGACUGUACGUUAUUUGACACGGCAGAUAGUCGUGCUCUCAUAUCGUCGGUCCUUCUAAUCUUCUUAUCCAUCUUCUUAUCCAUCUUCUUAUCCAUCUUCUUAUCCAUCUUCUUAUCCAUCUUCUUAUCCAUCUUCUUAUCCAUCUUCUUAUCCAUCUAGUCCAAUAAACCUCAUUGUACAAGUUCUAAUAUGGGUCUUCUAUGCAAUAUCCGCC